AUGUGGUUAGGUGACGUACCUUCUGAAUUACAAGGAUUGACAAUUCCAGAAGAAAAAUUGAUAUCACUCUAUCGUCACAACAGCUGUAUCAUAAAACUUCAUUCGCCUUUCCAUUCAACUACAACUGCUCAGACAGCAUUGAAAGGCAAUUGUAUUACUUUUCUUCAAGAUGUGCCAAACAUUGUUAAUAGUUUACCACUUACACUUGACGAUCUGUGUGACACACUUAAGAUAAUUUUCGUCGGAGCUCAUCCUCCUGAACGCAUUCAACUUAAAAAAGUGCUCACAGUACGGAAGAAGAAAAUUAUCGAAGCAUUACAUUGGCUGAAGAAACACAACGUACUUUAUCAAAAUGUUGAUAUAAAUCUGAAGAAUAUUGCUCAAUUACCAGAAGACGAUGUCCCAGAAUGUAUUAUGUCAACAAUGGAACAGAAGAUAGGUGAUGAAGAAAUUCAAUCUGAAAGAAUUGGAUAUAUUCCUGAUCCAUUAUCUGAUCCAAUAGAACGUACUAGUACAGAUAGUAUUCCUAUUACUAACAGUGGUAUUCUCGAUGUCAACGGCUCAUCAGUGUCUUCAGAUGAAAUUACUAAUUAUCUUUUGCACAAAAUUAAAAAUGACGGAACAAAGGAACAGAUGGACAUCGAAAAUGUUUAUUUGAUUCCUCAUUCUUCGAAGCCUGUUAACGAAUAUUUUAAUCCAAAACUACUCGUAGGUCUGUAUCCAACUUUAUUCUGUUAUGGACGUGGGGCACUUGAAGAUCAGUCGCGUCCAGUUAAAGUAAAUUUACGAGAACACAUACGUUAUCUGUUAUCGUACAAUGAUCGACGUUUUGAAACGAACCACAGUUUUAUAUUUGUCGUCUUCAAUUUAUUACAACGACGUGAUGCUUGUUUUCAUGCUCAGCUGAUCGCAACAAAACCUUACUUUCGAGCAUCUGCUGAUGAAAUUCAAUCCUUGAAAAGUAAAGAUAUUGAAAUGGCGCUCGAUAACAUUUCCAAAAAAACAUACAGUUCGGAAUCCAACAGUGCAUUAAAUAAAUUAUUGCAUCAUAUUAAAACCAUCGGUGGUCGAGUUAUGGGUUCAGCAUAUUCACGUACGGCAUUACGUACACGUAUUCAUGCAUUAAUCUAUAAUCAAGGGUUACCAAGCAUUUUUUUAACUUUAAAUCCAGCUGAUAUUCACAGUCCCGUGGCAUUAUAUUUUGCGGGAGUCAAGUUGGAUUUAGAUAAUAUUCAAAUAGCGCAACUGAUGACUACUUACAAAAGAGCCGAAAUUAUAGCUUCUCAUCCUGUUGCUACCGCAAAAUUUUUUCAUUUAUUAAUUUCAAAUAUCUUAAAUACUAUGAUUAGUGGUGGUGUUCUUGGACCAAUAAAAGCUUAUUUUGGUACCGUUGAAAGUCAAGGACGAGGUUCGCUUCAUUUGCAUCUUCUUAUUUGGCUUGAUCAUGAAAUGAAACCAGCUGAUAUGAAACAAAAGAUUCAAAAUGCUGAUUUUCGUGAAAAGCUAAUAGCAUAUUUAGAAGAUAUUAUCAAAGAAGAUUUGGAUGAAUUUAAAAACAAACAUAUCUUUGAGAAUUUAGACAUGACAAGAACAUUCAAUACUACACCACGUUUAUCACAAGAUAAUAUCUAUGCGGCUUUACGUACUGUUGAUUUAACAGGUUUAGCCGAAAAUAUAAAUAAAUCUCCUGUUUGGUCGACACCAAUCAAGCAACAACUUUCCCCGUCAAUUCCUUACGCUUCUCCAUUAUUGAAUAAAUCGUUACAGACACCAACACAUGAUCGGCCAACAUCUAGUAAGAAAUAG
Rotaria sordida is the source of this 1806-nucleotide messenger RNA. The record is from the annotation of a GenBank genome assembly. Lineage: Eukaryota; Metazoa; Rotifera; Eurotatoria; Philodinida; Philodinidae.